Grosmannia clavigera kw1407 is the source of this 2589-nucleotide messenger RNA. RefSeq names its product formamidase. Lineage: Eukaryota; Fungi; Ascomycota; Sordariomycetes; Ophiostomatales; Ophiostomataceae. Gene Ontology annotation, molecular function: hydrolase activity, acting on carbon-nitrogen (but not peptide) bonds, in linear amides. The coding region runs from base 1 to 2589 and encodes 862 amino acids. The transcript has 11 exons. The record is from RefSeq and is a predicted model, not a curated record.
AUGGCCACAAAGGAAGAACUCUUUGACUUUUCGCAUUUCGACAUCAAUGCCAUCCUGCGGGGUGCACAGCUCACGCUCGUGGGUGCCCAACGAGCUUUGCAGAACCCCGGCCUCUGGACGACGCAGCAUUACCGACAGGCGGUCAUUGCCGUGGGCUGCGGCAUAGUGAUCCGGCUGCUGGUGGAGAUUCCGAUCAUUGCCCUUCGUAUCGUGCUCUGGGUGCUCGGCUUGUUCAUGGAGCUCGACGCAAUGACAUGGGACGACUCGAUCGUGGACGGGCUGCGCUUCCUGCAGUCGAACGUGCUGCAGGUGCCGCUGUUCAUGAUGUCGCUGAUGCGGCACAUCACGCCGGCCAUGGACGAGCUCUUCAUGCUAUCGCUGCAGUGGGUCGACCACACGUACGCGCAGAAGCACGAGCACGAGCGCCCCGACGGCAUCGAUCCGCACCAGCGCUACUACGAGAACCUACGGCAGUACGGCGAUGCGGGCCGGCAGCUGAAGCGGCAGGGCCAGGGCCAAGCCCAAGACUCCUCGGCAGGCGGCAGCGGGCUCACGCGCUUCCUGAAGCGCUUUGCCCGCAAGACAGGCAUCUCGCUGGCCGUGUAUGCGUUGUCUUUCUUGCCGGUCGUCGGCCGCUUCGUACUGCCGGCCGCGAGCUUCUACACCUUCCGCCACGCUGUCGGUCUCGGCCCGGCCGCCGUGGUGUUCCUGGGCGGCGGCCUGCUUCUGCCGCGACGCUAUCUCGUCGUCUUCAUCCAGACGUACUACGGCCAGCGCAGCCUCAUGCGCGAGCUCCUGGGACCGUAUUUUUCGCGCGUCAGCUUCUCUGCCGCCCAGAAGCGCAGCUGGUUCCAUAGCCGCGAGGGCCUGCUGUUCGGCUUCGGCGCCGGCUUCUAUAUGAUGCUGCGCGUGCCCUUCUUUGGUGUCUUCAUCUACGGCAUCGCUGAGGCGUCCACGGCCUACCUCGUCACUAAGAUCACCGACCCGCCGCCGGCCGCCGCCGUUAUGGCUUCCGGUGUCGAUGCCACGUCUGCCGUGGCCGUGCGUGCAGCCUAUGCCGACGGCCAGCAGCAGUGGCGCAACAAAAAAGCCUUUCUCGAGCUGGCCCUUGACAAUCUGGAUGCCAUGCAGCGGCAGCACGGCGGCACCGGCAGCAAGAUUGUCCGCAGCAGCAGCAGCGGCAACGACACCGGCAGCACAGCCAUCAUCGAGGACCCCGUUAAACAGCCGACCCAGCAAGCCAACACCGUGCCCGAAACAGCAGUCGCAACCAUGGGCAAAACCGGCAUCCGUACCAUCACCAAAGUGAGCUUCGAUAAGCCUGCCUGGGAACAACCAGGCCUACAUAACCGAUGGCACCCCGACAUCCCCUUUUCUGGCACGAUCCAGGACGGCGAGACGGUCAAGAUUGAGUGUCUGGACUGGACCGGCGGCCAGAUCGGCAACAACGACUCGGCCGACGACCUGCUGCACGUCGACCUCACCCGCAUCCACUAUCUGAGCGGGCCCUUUGAGAUCUCCGGCGCCCAGCCGGGCGACCUGCUGCUCAUCGAGAUCAUGGACGUCCAGCCGUUUGAAGACCAGCCCUGGGGCUUCACCGGCGUCUUUGACCGCCACAACGGCGGCGGCUUCCUCGACGAGAUCUACCCGACUGCAGCCAAGGCUAUCUGGGACUUUGAGGGCAUCUCUUGCUCUUCGCGCCACAUCCCCCACGUCAAGUUUGCCGGCCUCAUCCACCCUGGCAUUCUGGGCUGCGCGCCCUCGGCCGAGGUGCUCGCUACCUGGAACAAGCGCGAGGGUGAGCUCAUCGCGGCCAGCGAGCUCGCCGAUCGCGACGUCGCCCUGCCGCCCCAGCCGCUCAAUGCUCACGCCGGAGCUGCCGACGCCGCCACCGCCGAGCGCAUCGGCCGCGAGGGCGCCCGCACUGUCCCGGGCCGCCCGGAGCACGGCGGCAACUGCGAUAUCAAAAACCUGAGCCGUGGCAGCAAGGUCUAUCUGCCUGUUCAUGUGGCGGGCGCCAAGUUCAGCGUCGGUGACCUGCACUUUUCCCAGGGCGAUGGUGAGAUAUCCUUCUGUGGCGCCAUCGAGAUGGCCGGCAUCAUCACCAUCAACUUCAAGGUCAUCAAGAACGGCAUGGCCGAUCUCAGCCUCAAGUCGCCCAUCUACAUCCCUGGGCCGGUCGAGCCGCAGUUUGGCCCCGGCCGCUACAUCUAUUUCGAGGGCUUCAGCGUCGACCAGAACGGCAAGCAGCACUAUAUGGACGUGACUGUUGCCUACCGGCAGACCAUUCUUCGCUGCAUUGAGUAUCUCCGUCGCUUCGGCUACAACGACUACCAAAUCUACCUCCUUUUAUCGUGCGCUCCCGUCCAGGGCCACGUCGCCGGCAUUGUGGACAUUCCCAACGCCUGCACCACGCUCGGCCUGCCGCACGACAUCUUCGACUUUGACAUUGGCCCCGAGGCUGGUGCCGCCAAGAAACUUGAUAUGGGCAGCUGUGCCUAUCCCACCGGCGUCACCGACGGCGUCGUCCUGGCCGGUAGCUCCAACAGCAAAACUAGCUUUGGGGGAGGCUUGACGUACAAGGAGUAG